GACAAUGAAAGAAGGAAGAAUGAUUCGAAUAUCUAAUCAUUUAAGGAAUAAAUAUGAACAUAUUACUGUGAUGCUUACUAUUGUGAACGGCAACCAACAUGAUAUUCAUGAUGUUUACAAUAAUGUUAAUAAUUUCAAGUAUGAAAAUUUUAAAAAUAUUCAAAAACUUGGAACUAUAUACCCACAUUUUUAUAUAGAUGUACCUUAUAGUAAGCUCAUUAUGGAUUGUUUUCCAAAUUAUAUGACGGUGUUACAAUUUCAUGUGAGAACAAUACCGAUAUCUUCUCGAUGUGAAAAAACUUUCAUGUUUAAUCCUACAAUUUUUACAACAAAGACACUAUCCUCAUCAUCAUCAUCAUCAUCACUACGUAAAAAAAAAAUUCAAUUCAAUUACUAUCGUCAUUCUUUAAUAGAGGACGAGUUCAAAGGUUGUAAGGAAAUUAAAAUCUUUGGCCAUGAUGGAAUUAUUAUCAUUCAUUCUGUUGUAGGAUCUUUGUAUCCCGGAAAACCACCGCGUUCAAAAUUAAUAGAUUACUUGAAGAAGAAGAUGGAAGAAUCAUCACCGGAUCACAAAAGAAUAAAUAAUUUUUUGAAGAAGUUGCAUCAUCAAAAUUUAUAUUACUUGAAGAAGAAGGUAGAAGGAUCAUCACAUGAAUUACCUAAGUUUGUUUUACAGUAUUAAGAAUUUAAAUUAAUUUAUUAUUUCUUCUUUCUGAUCGAUUUUCUUUUUGACCCAGAGUAAAAAAAUAGUUGGGCUCUCUAUUAAUUUAUUUUUUUUAGUUUCAUUUCGUUUCCAUUAGUUCUUUUAUUUCUUAAAUAAAAUGGAAAUUCAAGUAUUAUUAGUUAAUCAUUCACAAAUAGAAUGAAUUAAAAAAAAUU
This is a messenger RNA of Cannabis sativa, 879 nucleotides long. RefSeq lists its product as uncharacterized. The transcript is spliced from 2 exons. The record is from RefSeq and is a predicted model, not a curated record. NCBI's taxonomy places the organism in Eukaryota, Viridiplantae, Streptophyta, Magnoliopsida, Rosales, Cannabaceae. Bases 5 to 682 code for a protein of 225 amino acids.